Acipenser ruthenus (sterlet) is the source of this 1991-nucleotide messenger RNA. RefSeq names its product tripartite motif-containing protein 16-like. The coding region runs from base 164 to 1684 and encodes 506 amino acids. Lineage: Eukaryota; Metazoa; Chordata; Actinopteri; Acipenseriformes; Acipenseridae. Gene Ontology annotation, molecular function: zinc ion binding. The record is from RefSeq and is a predicted model, not a curated record. The transcript is spliced from 9 exons.
GCAACGUCAGAUUGUGCCUGCCUCUCCUAUUUGCCCCUCUCACACUCUGUCUGCUCAGCCUACUUCCCUAAACCUGCUCUGUAUACAUUUCCAGGAAGUCAGAAGCACAGAGCAGUUCUGCUUGUUGUGAAAUCGUCAGUCUCUCUGUCUCACUGAAGCAAGAAUGGCUUCAAACGUGUGGUCAGAGGACAAGUUUAGCUGUCCGGUGUGUCUGGAUCUAUUGAAGAACCCAGUGUCUAUUCCAUGUGGACACAGUUACUGUAUGGGGUGUAUUAAGAACUACUGGGAUCAGGCUGUUCAGACAGGAGUCUACAGCUGCCCCCAGUGCAGAGAGACCUUUACCCCAAGGCCUGUUCUACGUAGAAACACCAUGUUGGCUGAACUUGUGGAGCAUUUCAAGACGACACAACUAAAUCCUCCUCCUGCUCAAAGCUAUGCUGGACCUGGAGAUGUGCCAUGUGAUUUAUGCACUGGGAGAAAGUUCAAAGCUGUAAACUCCUGUUUGACAUGCCUGGUCUCUUACUGUGAAACUCAUGUCAAGCCACACCUUGAAGUUGCUGCAUUGAAGAGGCACAAACUGAUCGAAGCAACUGGAAAUCUGGAGCAGAAGAUUUGUGCCGAACACCAGAAGGUUUUGGAGGGGUUUUGCAGAACUGAUCAGACGUGUAUUUGCUGGUCGUGUACAGACAAGGAACACAAGAACCACGAUACAGUCUCAGCUGAGAAAGAAAGAACUCUGAGGCAGGCGAAGCUGGGAGAUGCGCAGAAAGAACUAGAACUGAGAAUCCAGGAGAGACUGAAAGAAUUGGAGGAGCUGAAACAGGCUGUGGAGUCACUGAAAAGAUCUUCACAGAGAGAAAUCCAGGAAAGUGAGAAGAUCUUUACUCAGCUGAUCCGAUCCAUUGAGAAGAUCCGCUCUGAAGUGACGGAGCUGAUUGGAGCUCAGGAGAAGGCUACAGUGAAUCAGGCUGAAGGGAUCAUGAAGAAACUGGAGCAGGAGAUUGCUGAGCUGAGGAGGAGAAACACUGAGCUGAAACAGCUUUCAGAGACCAAGGAUCACAUCCAUUUUCUACAGAAUUUCCAGUCUCUCUGUGCCCCUCCUGAAGCUGCAGUCCUACCCAGCAUUAAAGUCAAUUCAGACAUCUCUUUUGGAGCUGUGAGGAAAGCUGUGGCUCAACUUAAAGACUACAUUGAGGACUUCUGCAAGGGGAAAUUAGCCAAAAUAACCACAACAGGUCUAACUGUGCAGGAUGGUGCUGAUAUUGCUGCACAUCAGGUGAAAGAAGAAGCAGUUCACAGUCUGCAGGCUUCAGAGCCAGGGACUAGAGCUGGAUUUUUAAAAUUGAAUGAAACAGCAGUUUAUACCCUGGGGUCCAGGAGCAGUGGCAGGCGUUUAAAAGUAAAUGAAGUUGCAGUUUACAGUCUGCAGGCUCCAGAGCCCAGGAGCAGAGCUGACUUUUUAAAAUAUUCCUGUCGGCUCACACUAGACCCCAACACAGCACACGGAGAGCUUUAUCUGUCUGAGGGGAACAGAAAGGUGACCUGGAGAAAGGGAGAGAGCCAGCCAUAUCCUGAUCACCCAGAGAGAUUUGACUACUGGUGGCAAGUGCUUUGCAGAGAGGGUUUGUCUGGGACUCGCUGCUAUUGGGAGAUUGAGUGGAGUGGGGAGAGAGCCUCUAUAUGAGUCACAUAUAAGGGAAUCAACAGGAAAAGAAAGGAUCAUUUCAGUGGCCUUGGAUACAAUGAAAAGUCCUGGAGUUUGGUUUACUUUGGUUCCAAUUGUUCUGUCUGGCACAAUUAUAUAAAAACUGCAAUAAUUGAACCCCACUUCCCCAGAAUAGGAGUGUAUCUGGACUUCAAUGGCGGCGCUCUGUCAUUUUAUGGAGUCUCUGAUGACACAAUGACCCUCCUGCACAGAUUCCAAACCACAUUUACUGAGCCCCUCUAUCCUGGGUUUGGGCCGAAUUGGUGGUCUGAUUGCCCUGUAACAA